This is a messenger RNA of Trifolium pratense (red clover), 1320 nucleotides long. Its product is annotated as F-box/LRR-repeat protein At4g14103-like. Bases 1 to 1320 code for a protein of 439 amino acids. The record is from RefSeq and is a predicted model, not a curated record. Gene Ontology annotation, molecular function: protein binding. Lineage: Eukaryota; Viridiplantae; Streptophyta; Magnoliopsida; Fabales; Fabaceae. The transcript has 4 exons.
AUGACUGAUGCAAUCUCAUUGUCAAAAUUAUCUAAGCUCCAAAGACAUAAUGUGGGUAAUAUGAAAGAUAUGAUUAGUGAAUUACCUGAGGGAGUUCUUCUUUAUAUUCUUUCUUUUCUCCCUACAAAAGAUGCCGUAAGAACUACCAUAUUGGCCAAAACAUGGAGGUACUUGUGGACUCACUUAUCUGUCUUUGAUUUUGAAGUUUUUUGUCAUCAGCAUGGGUCAAAGCCAAAACAGAAGUCAGAAAAUCGCCUCAUAAAUCAAGUGGACAACCUACUUCAGAGAUCUAACCGUGUAGAAAGACUAUGCAUUAAAGUACGCGGAACUAUUGAUGCACAAAAAGCUACUUCUCUGUUAUCUAACACAUUACUGCACAAAGUCCCUGAUCUUAAACUUUCCAUAGAAAUAGAAUAUAUAAAUGACAUGUUUGUGUUACCCAAUAGUUUCUCAGCAUCGCAGUCGUUGAAUAACUUGUAUCUAGAAUUUGAUUUUAAUCUUAAUAUAGGUGAUGAUAUUUGUUUCCCUAGCUUGAAGACAUUAUAUCUUUCACAUAUUUGCUUUGUAAAUGAAAAGUCGGCUCAACGACUGUUGUCUGGGUGCCCUGUCCUACAAGAGUUGACCUUGUUCAGAUGUUCUUUGUUGAACGUAAAGCAGAUCAAUGUUGCAAUGUCCGCAUUAAGGAAGUUAACCAUCGAGGGUCUAGGACUAGGUUAUCCUUUUCACAAUUGUACAAUCAAAUUUGAUGUUGGGAAUCUUUUAUCUUUAAGUUACACAAUCAAUCCUGCUAUAAAUUUUUUCCUUGUCAACCCUACUUCCAUAGUUGAUGCAUCUAUUCAUCUUCGGCAUUUAUAUCAGCAAAAUGAACAACUACAUAUCCAAAGUGUAAUUGAGCUAUUGAGUCGACUUAGUAGUGUCAAAACUCUCAGUCUAUCAAAUUAUAUUCUUCAGGUAUGUUUAACACACUCUUCAUCUUUUGCCUUCGUUCGACAAUUUGAUGCAUUUCUUUGUAAGACUCCUAAACUGGAAGUUCUUCAUAUUAAUAAGGGAUCUUCCUUAUUCUUUGAUGAAGGAUGGACAUCAAAUUCAUUGCCUUGCUGUUUGAAAUCGUCUCUCAAAUUAUGUUUUAUUUCAAAUUUUCAUGGAAAUGAAGAUGAAAUUCGAUCGGUACAGUUUUUGUUAGAAAAUGCUACAGUCUUAGAGUAUAUCAACAUAUUCUGUUCGGAAUAUUUAUCACUAAAUUUGGAGGAGCUGGCUGAUGUCAGGAACCAACUGCAACAUUUAGGCCUGGGUCGACGUUGUAUCAUCAAGCUUCAGUAA